This is a messenger RNA of Pelmatolapia mariae (spotted tilapia), 2309 nucleotides long. Its product is annotated as glycerol-3-phosphate acyltransferase 4. Bases 610 to 1983 code for a protein of 457 amino acids. Gene Ontology annotation, biological process: triglyceride biosynthetic process. Gene Ontology annotation, cellular component: endoplasmic reticulum. Gene Ontology annotation, molecular function: glycerol-3-phosphate O-acyltransferase activity. The record is from RefSeq and is a predicted model, not a curated record. The transcript is spliced from 13 exons. Lineage: Eukaryota; Metazoa; Chordata; Actinopteri; Cichliformes; Cichlidae.
CUCGAGCCGCCAGCUGUACGCUUGUGCUGUCCGACGGGUGGAGUUUGGCUGCAGUCCACAAGACAAAGACAAAGUGAUGGGGGACGGAGCGCUGCUGUACCGGAGCCGGACUUAACGUGACUGAAGGCCUUUGUGACUCCUGCCGAGCUCCCGGAUCUUCACCACACAAGAAAAACCACCUGCUGUACCCAGCUGUUUUUGUCCCAGUGUUUACAUCUUUUCCGCCAGCGCGAGGCAUUUCUCAAAGCGCAGAAAACAUCUGCAACAAGGGACACGCAGUUUGUUAGCACGCCUGCCUUAAUUGUACCCCCCCCCCCCCUUUCCCGGAACUCUUCUCAGCUCAGUUUCAGAAUCCAGUUUGAGGUGAAUCUACUGAAAUACUUAACACUGCCCAAGAGGGCAACAACAAGGUGGUCACCUGUAUUUGUAAUGAUUCGCAGUUCAGUGCAAGGAGAAGCUCCAUCCCCUAGUUAUCUUGAUGAAGGCCUUUUUCUGACAAAAAGGUAAAGGCCACUUGGGGCCGGGAGGUGAAGACCUGCACCUCUUCUCACAUCUGCUCAAUCCUGGGAUUUUACACUGUUUUUGAACUGAACUCAUCCAACUUCAAAGAUGGAACUCUUCUUCAAUCCUUUUGAUAACUUGGUGUGUAUCCUGCUGGGCAUCUCCUUCACCGUGUGGUUCACCCUGCUGCUGGUCUUCAUUAUUGUGCCUGCCAUCUUUGGGGUGUCCUUUGGUAUCCGGCGUCUUUACAUGAAAACACUGUUAAAGGUCUUUGAGUGGGCCACACUUAGGAUAGAGAGAGGAGCAAAAGAAAAGAAUCACCUCCUGUACAAACCCUAUUCAAAUGCUAUCAUUGCCAAGGAGCCAACCUCCUUGGAGGAGGAGAUCAAGGAGAUCCGGCGGAGCGGCAGCAAUAAAGACCUGGACUCAGCCACUGAGUUUGAGUUAUCUGACAUUUUCUAUUUUGCCCGGCGAGGAGUGGAAAGCAUCAUGGAUGAUGAAGUGACCAAGCGGUUUACUGCUGAGGAGCUGGAGUCCUGGAAUCUGCUGACCCGGAGCAACUACAACUUCCACUAUAUCAGCCUGAGGCUGACUGUCCUAUGGGGGCUGGGCCUGCUGAUCCGCUAUGGUUUCCUGCUGCCUCUCAGGGUCACUCUUGCCUUCACUGGUGUAGGUCUGCUUGUGUUCCUCACCUCUGUUGUUGGGCUGCUGCCAAAUGGAAGGAUGAAAAAUUUUCUGAGUGAGAAAGUCCAUUUGAUGUGCUACAGAAUAUGCGUCAGAGCUUUGACUGCCAUUAUAACCUACCAUGACAGUGAGAAUAAACCCAAAAAUGGAGGCAUCUGUGUCGCUAACCACACUUCACCAAUUGAUGUCAUCAUCCUGGCAAGCGAUGGCUGUUAUGCUAUGGUUGGACAAAUCCAUGGUGGCUUGAUGGGGGUCAUUCAGAGAUCCAUGGUCAAAGCUUGUCCACACAUUUGGUUUGAACGCUCAGAAGUAAAAGACAGACAUCUUGUGGCCAAAAGAUUGAGCGACCAUGUAGAAGAUAAAUCUAAACUGCCUAUCCUCAUUUUCCCAGAAGGUACCUGCAUUAACAACACAUCGGUUAUGAUGUUUAAGAAGGGCAGUUUUGAAAUUGGUGCCACAGUCUACCCUGUGGCUAUUAAGUAUGAUCCCCGCUUUGGAGAUGCUUUCUGGAAUAGCAGCAAGUUCGGGAUGGUCAACUACCUUUUGCGUAUGAUGAGCAGCUGGGCCAUCGUCUGCAGCGUGUGGUACCUUCCUCCCAUGUCUAGAGAGGAGGGAGAGGAUGCAGUACAGUUCGCAAAUCGUGUUAAAGCAGCCAUAGCCAGGCAAGGAGGACUUGUCGAUCUCUUAUGGGAUGGAGGACUGAAAAGAGCAAAGGUUAAAGAUACCUUUAAAGAAGAGCAGCAGAAGCUGUACAGUAAAAUGCUGGUUGGCACCCAGGAGGACCGCAGCCGCUCCUGAAGGACCUUUAUGGAGAUGGACUGGCUCAAAGCUGGGCACCUCUUACUGAUUAGGCGAUCAGCAGCGGUCCUUUUCUGUCGGAGCCCCUGGACUGGAAAAUUCUGUCCCUGAUGUCAAAAGUACUCCAUUUGGCUUCCUCGGUCACUGCCUCAGCCUGGCAUGUUAAGUUGGCUUCGCUGUUACGGGUCAUUCUGAGUCUGCUGCCCUGUGUUGGAAUAGCUUGACCGAAGCCUCGCUUGCAUUAGAAAUGAAGCAAUGGAGAGUCUUCCUUGGUGGCAGUCUUUUAAGGAAAAGUGUUUAUUUUUGUUUUUUGUUUUUUUUUUUUG